Molecule: messenger RNA, 1128 nt
Organism: Caenorhabditis briggsae
Lineage: Eukaryota; Metazoa; Nematoda; Chromadorea; Rhabditida; Rhabditidae
Exons: 6
Coding region: 1-1128 (375 amino acids)
Molecular function (GO): DNA binding
Source: RefSeq, a predicted model, not a curated record
AUGGAACAAGGAUGGGCGUGGUGUGGGGAGGAAUUCCUGGACCCUGGCGUGGGAGAUCUCGUAAUAAAUCAGCCUCAAUACCUAAAUCAGCUUAGUUCAACAAGAGAUAUCGCCAAUCUGUCGAAUUCUCAACCUGCCCGAGGAUUUCCGUUAUUCGAUGAAUGGAGUCCCAAUUAUUACAAUGCAAGUGGACAUGACCUCACAAACCCUGAAAUACAGAAAUCAGCUCUUCAAAACACAGGAGAUACUCAACAUCAGAACUAUGAAGGUAAUGUUCCUUUCACUCAAGGAUUUGGGAACUCGUAUCUCACCGAUUUCAAUCCAACUAUCUUCCUGGAGUCAGUGGCCCAAGAAUCUAUAGGUUCUCAAAACGGGAAUUCACCUCAAGAAGGGAUUUCUGGUUCGAAUCAAACAAUUACUGCUCCAGAACUAACCUCAACGAAAAAACGGGUCCCAAGCCAGUUAUCAACCAAACCGAAAUCACCAGAAGAAGCCAAGGACAUUUUGGAUACACCGAUUACAGCCACUGACAUCAGUACUUCUUGGAUUAUAGAAAAAACAACGUUAUGGCUGCAAAAAACGAAGACCACAAAACAGCUGUUUUGUAAAAAUAUUUUGGACUGCGGCAUCAAAACGUUUCGCAAAUUUACCUCUCUUCAACAAAGCUGGGAAGAGAUUGAUACAGAAAAAUGCAAAAAAAUUUGCGUUAGAAUGUACAAUUUCAUACUGAUCCCCGACAGUAUCAAGCAUGUUUAUUUGAAAAUGAAUUUGCACAAUGCGAUAAAACAAAAGAAAACAGUGAAUAGAACAGCUUCGAGUUGGGUUGUGCCAAUUCAACAAAAUUAUCGUGUUUCUUAUGAGGAAAUCAACAAAUCAACAGCCCGUGAUUUACAUUUUAUAAAAAUGAGGGAGCUACGUAACAAGCUUGAUGAGUAUGAAAAAUUGAUUGCGACCAAUCCCAAAUCGUUGGAGGACGUGCAAAAAAUGCUUAAUGCCACCAUUCCUUAUACGAAUCUUAUUGAUACUGCGAGUGACCGAAUGGAAAUCAUAACUUGGCAACAGAGCACCAAUUGUGAAAUGGUUUACUCGGUAGACCGAAAUUAUUGGUUGUCCCAAGGAUUAUCUUGA